AUGGCCACGAACAAUAUCUAUCAGUAUUCAAUUCUCAGUGCUCUAUUGAACGGCAUUUGUCAAACAGGUACCGCUCUCAAAGAUACCCUUGCGCAUGGCGAUCAUGGCCUCGGUACCGUACCCGGUUUAAAUGGAGAGGUGGUUAUAGUUGACGGCAGAGCCUACCACUUCCCUCCAGGCGAGGAACUCCGGAAAGUCGAAAUGUCCGAUGCUCUUCCUUUUGUCAUGAUCACUCGGUUUGAACCAACCUUCCAAAAGGCCCUGCCUUCACUUAGCAUGACUUCGCUCCCAGAGGCAUUGAGCCCUCUGCUUCCCUCUCGGCAGAAUUGCUUUCUAUCAAUUCGCCUCGAUGGAAUGUUCAGACUUAUCACAUUCCGAGUGAUAGCGGGGCAAUGCAGACCUCGAGAACCCCUUUCGGAGCUGGCCAAACGACAGCAAAUAGUGAGCCUUGAGAAUAUUGAAGGCACGCUAUUUGGGUUCUGGUCUCCAGCUUUCAGUGGGGGCUUCAGUGUCGCAGGCUUUCACUUGCACUUUUUGUCGAAGGAUAGAACUAGAGGGGGCCAUGUCACAGGGUUUACUGGGGAUGUCAGCCUCCAAGUGGCUGUCAUUGACAAGUAUACAGUUGAGCUGCCCCAGAGCGAAGAGUUUAAUCAGGAAGCCAUAAAGGGCGCAAGAGAGGCAGAGCUUCACGAUGUGGAAGGGGGUUAG
Molecule: messenger RNA, 708 nt
Organism: Penicillium arizonense
Lineage: Eukaryota; Fungi; Ascomycota; Eurotiomycetes; Eurotiales; Aspergillaceae
Product: acetolactate decarboxylase
Exons: 1
Coding region: 1-708 (235 amino acids)
Biological process (GO): acetoin biosynthetic process
Molecular function (GO): acetolactate decarboxylase activity
Source: RefSeq, a predicted model, not a curated record